AUGUACGCCUACAACAAGCCCAUCAACCCGAUGGAACCUCCAGCCAAGCUGGACCAUUACAUUGGCAUAGACGUCGGUACAGGGUCUGCUCGUGCCUGCAUCAUUGACGAAUCGGGUGACAUCAAGGCCCUGGCUGCCGAGAAUAUUAAGCUGUGGCAGCCUCAGAGUGGUUACUAUGAGCAAUCUACGACGGAUAUUUGGCAAUGUAUCUGUGAAUGCGUUCGAAAGGUAGUUAGCGAGUCACAAGUCGAUCCCAAUUCUAUCAAGGGGAUUGGCUUUGACGCAACCUGCUCCCUAGCCGUCUUCUCGACUGAUACCGACGAGCCAAUCACCGUUACCGGCCCCGACUUCAAAAAUGAUGGCAACGACCGAAAUGUCAUUCUGUGGCUCGACCACCGACCCGUCGAGGAGACCGAGCUCAUCAACAAUACGGGCCACAACCUCCUCAAAUACGUGGGAGGUAAAAUGAGCAUCGAGAUGGAGAUUCCCAAGAUUCUCUGGCUCAAAAACAAUAUGGCCCCGGAACUAUUUGCCCGAUCCAAGUUCUAUGACCUCGGCGAUGCCCUCACCCAUAUUGCCACCGGGAAUGAGAGUCGCAGCUUCUGCAGCACAGUCUGCAAGCAGGGCUACGUCCCUGUCGGCGUGGAUGGCAGCGUCAAGGGCUGGCAGGAAGACUUUUAUGACGCCAUUGGUCUUAGUGACCUCGUUGAAGAUAACUUUAAGCGCAUGGGAGGCGUCGAUAAGGUGAACGGAAAGUACGCCAGUGCCGGUGAAUGCGUUGGAACCCUCAGCAAGCAGGCUGCCUAUCAGUUAGGUCUUCCCCAAGGCAUCGCCGUUGGUAGCAGUGUCAUUGAUGCCUACGCUGGUUGGAUUGGAACCGUCGGCGCCAAGGUUGAUCUCGGCGACGACGAACUCAAUGCCAACCUCCCACACAACGACCUUUCCCAGGCCUUUACGCGACUUGCUGCUGUUGCCGGUACCUCAACUUGCCAUCUCGCAAUGUCUAAGAACCCCGUUUUUGUCCCAGGCGUCUGGGGCCCCUACCGCGACGUACUACUUCCAGAGUACUGGAUGGCCGAGGGCGGUCAGUCUGCGACUGGCGAGCUGCUACGACACAUGCUGGACAUUCACCCUGCUUUCAACGCCACACAGGCUCUGGCAAAGGCCGAAGAUAAACAUAUAUACGACUGGCUCAACGCCCACCUCGAAUACAUGGCGGAGAGAGACAACGCGCCUGCCGUGUCCUAUCUUGGCCGCCACCACUUCUUUUAUGGUGAUCUUUGGGGUAACCGAUCUCCCAUCGCAGAUGCCACCAUGAAAGGCGCCAUGAUUGGACUGGACAGCGACAAGAGCACUGACAACUUGGCCCUCUGGUAUUAUGCUACCAUGGAGUUCAUCGCCUUCCAGACGCGUCAGAUCAUCGAGCAGAUGAACAAGUCCGGUCACGAAAUAUCUUCCAUUUUCAUGUCUGGCUCACAAUGCCAAAACCCGAUUCUGAUGAACUUGAUGGCGACCGUCUGCAGGAUGCCCGUCCUCAUUCCCCGCUACGUGCACGCUGCCGUCGUACACGGUGCCGCGAUGCUGGGUGCCAAGGCGGCUAGUCACAACGAAGAAGGGCACGAGUCCGAGUCGCUCUGGAGCAUCAUGGACCGCAUGAGCAAGCGCGGUCGCUUAGUCGAUCCGGGUACUGAUGCGGGCGAGUUGGCGAUGUUUGAUGCCAAGUACGAAAUCUACCUUGAGAUGUGCAACACACAGCAGGUUUACCGCAAGAAGGUGGACGCCGCUACUGCUAAGUGGAAGAAGGAAUUUGGUGGUGAUGCGUAA
Cordyceps fumosorosea ARSEF 2679 is the source of this 1824-nucleotide messenger RNA. RefSeq names its product ribitol kinase. The transcript has 5 exons. NCBI's taxonomy places the organism in Eukaryota, Fungi, Ascomycota, Sordariomycetes, Hypocreales, Cordycipitaceae. Gene Ontology annotation, molecular function: kinase activity; phosphotransferase activity, alcohol group as acceptor. The record is from RefSeq and is a predicted model, not a curated record. The coding region runs from base 1 to 1824 and encodes 607 amino acids. Gene Ontology annotation, biological process: carbohydrate metabolic process.